Messenger RNA from Crotalus tigris (Tiger rattlesnake), 15019 nucleotides. RefSeq names its product ankyrin 2 (gene ANK2). NCBI's taxonomy places the organism in Eukaryota, Metazoa, Chordata, Lepidosauria, Squamata, Viperidae. The transcript is spliced from 53 exons. The coding region runs from base 706 to 12936 and encodes 4076 amino acids. Gene Ontology annotation, molecular function: protein binding. Gene Ontology annotation, cellular component: T-tubule. The record is from RefSeq and is a predicted model, not a curated record. Gene Ontology annotation, biological process: regulation of cardiac muscle contraction; signal transduction; protein localization to T-tubule.
AGUACUGGCCUCUUUUUAUAACUUCUUUGCUUUGGGGUGGGGGAUAACUCUGGUAGAAAAAUGGAAGGAAAAAAAAUAGAGUGGUGGCUUUUGUAGCUUGUCAUCUUGCUUCAGCAGAGACAUUUGCAGCAGUAGCAGCGAGUAAUUAAGUCAGACUGCACCAUUUUCUUCUCACCCUGUAAGAGGAUGAUGGUGGCAGCAGCAGCGGCAGGGAGCUGUCCACCCCCAUCUACCCACGGACCCACCCACUUCCAGCGGAUGUACAGAGGUGGGUUUAUCUUGGCUUUCCUCUGAGAGGCACAGUCCAUCUGGAGGAAUCCCAAUAGAUCUUUUCAAUGUGAAGAAACUCUUUUAUAUUGGAUGGAUUUUUGUAUUCACCUGUCACAGAAAUUUCCAGUUGCUUCAUGCUUGCUGCAAGGAACUCUUCUUCUGCUACCGUGUAUUCUGUGUUCAUGCAAGGGGAUCACAAGAGAUUCUUAAUUCAGGAUAUCAUGCUGAGUUAUGGAUGCUGCAGAGGCUAGAGCACAGCUGUGACCUAUCACAGACAGCUUGAGGAGCAGGAGGAGGAGGAGAGGAGGAGGAAAGGGUUGCCCAGUGAAUAUCUGGCUUCCAGGAUUACCUUGGUAGUGUCCUUGUAAGAUAAACAAAUCUCGUGGAUAUCUGGGUACCAGAACGGAAACUCCAAGCUGAUAUCCCCUCUCCAAGAUGGCUCAUGCUGCUGCUUCUAUCAAAAAAGUCCGAGAAGCAGAAAUUGAUGAAAGGGAGAAGGAGAAAGAAAAGGAGAGGAAAAGGCAGAGGAGAAUAUCUAGAGAAAAUCGGAAGCGCAAGUCGGACAGCAAUGCAAGCUUCCUUCGAGCUGCCAGAGCUGGCAAUCUGGACAAAGUAGUGGAAUAUCUAAAAGGAGGAAUAGACAUCAAUACAAGCAAUCAGAAUGGACUUAAUGCCUUACACUUGGCUGCCAAAGAAGGCCAUGUGGGUUUGGUUCAGGAAUUGCUGGAAAGAGGAUCUGCAGUUGAUUCUGCAACGAAGCAGAAGGGAAAUACUGCGCUACAUAUUGCUUCCCUGGCAGGACAGGCUGAAGUGGUCAAAGUUCUAGUUAAAGAAGGAGCUAAUAUUAAUGCACAGUCUCAGAAUGGCUUCACGCCUCUCUACAUGGCAGCGCAGGAGAACCAUAUCGAUGUAGUAAAAUAUCUUUUGGAAAACGGAGCCAAUCAGAGCACUGCUACUGAGGAUGGAUUCACUCCACUCGCAGUUGCAUUGCAGCAAGGACACAAUCAGGCAGUGGCUAUUCUUUUGGAGAAUGACACUAAGGGGAAAGUGCGACUGCCGGCACUGCAUAUUGCUGCCAGAAAAGAUGACACCAAAUCAGCAGCACUUCUCCUCCAGAAUGAUCAUAAUGCUGAUGUUCAGUCUAAGAUGAUGGUGAAUAGAACAACUGAGAGUGGUUUCACACCUUUGCAUAUAGCAGCACAUUAUGGAAAUGUUAAUGUAGCGACACUUCUACUCAACCGAGGAGCUGUUGUAGACUUCACAGCAAGGAAUGGAAUCACCCCACUGCAUGUGGCUUCCAAAAGGGGGAACACUAACAUGGUGAAGCUCUUGUUGGAUCGUGGAGGGCAGAUCGAUGCCAAAACCAGGGAUGGGCUGACUCCAUUGCACUGUGCUGCACGAAGUGGACAUGACCAAGUUGUAGAGCUUCUCCUGGAACGAGGUGCCCCACUGCUUGCCAGAACCAAGAAUGGACUGUCUCCACUUCAUAUGGCUGCUCAGGGUGACCAUGUGGAGUGUGUCAAACACCUACUGCAGCACAAGGCUCCUGUUGAUGAUGUUACACUGGAUUACCUGACUGCCCUCCAUGUUGCUGCACACUGUGGUCACUAUCGUGUCACCAAGCUUCUGCUGGAUAAGAGAGCAAAUCCAAAUGCCCGUGCUUUGAAUGGUUUUACUCCACUGCACAUUGCUUGCAAGAAAAAUCGCAUUAAAGUAAUGGAACUGCUGGUGAAAUAUGGGGCUUCAAUCCAAGCUAUAACAGAGUCGGGCCUGACGCCAAUUCAUGUGGCUGCAUUUAUGGGGCAUUUGAACAUAGUUCUCCUUCUACUGCAAAAUGGUGCUUCUCCAGAUGUCACUAACAUUCGUGGGGAGACUGCUUUGCACAUGGCAGCUCGUGCAGGACAAGUAGAAGUGGUGCGCUGUCUCCUGAGGAAUGGUGCUUUGGUUGAUGCACGAGCCAGGGAGGAACAGACACCACUGCAUAUUGCUUCUCGCUUGGGUAAAACAGAAAUUGUGCAGCUACUUCUGCAACACAUGGCACACCCAGAUGCUGCAACAACCAAUGGAUAUACACCACUACACAUCUCUGCCCGAGAAGGCCAACUUGAUGUAGCAUCAGUUCUACUGGAGGCAGGUGCAGCACAUUCUUUGGCUACCAAGAAGGGAUUCACACCACUACAUGUGGCAGCAAAGUAUGGAAGUCUUGAUGUGGCAAAGCUCCUGUUGCAGCGUCGUGCACCUGUUGAUUCAGCUGGGAAGAAUGGUCUCACUCCCCUCCAUGUUGCUGCUCACUAUGACAAUCAGAAAGUGGCACUGCUAUUACUGGAGAAAGGGUCUUCUCCUCAUGCUACUGCCAAGAAUGGGUAUACUCCUCUACACAUUGCUGCUAAGAAGAAUCAGAUGCAGAUAGCAACAACUCUACUGAACUAUGGAGCAGAGACCAAUAUUUUGACCAAACAAGGAGUGACUCCACUUCACUUGGCCUCUCAAGAAGGUCAUGCUGAUAUGGUGAACUUACUUUUGGAGAAGGGAGCUAAUAUUCAUGUGGCCACAAAGAGCGGAUUGACAUCUUUACAUUUAGCAGCUCAAGAAGAUAAAGUAAAUGUAGCUGAUAUGCUGAUAAAGCAUGGAGCCAACAAAGAUGCCCAGACUAAGCUGGGUUACACUCCACUAAUUGUGGCUUGUCACUAUGGAAACAUCAAGAUGGUGAACUUCCUUCUGAAGCAAGGAGCUAAUGUCAAUGCUAAGACAAAGAAUGGAUAUACUCCUCUUCAUCAAGCUGCUCAGCAAGGCCAUACUCACAUCAUCAAUGUUCUUCUUCAACAUGGGGCCAAACCAAAUGCAGUCACUGCGAAUGGCAACACUGCCUUAGCAAUUGCUAAGCGUCUGGGAUACAUCUCAGUGGUAGAUACAUUAAAGGUGGUAACAGAGGAAGUAAUCACCACUACAACUACUGUCACAGAGAAGCACAAGCUCAAUGUACCUGAGACUAUGACUGAAAUUUUGGAUGUUUCGGAUGAGGAAGCUUUAAAACAUUCUGAUUAUGACCAUUCCACUGACGAGGAAGCCUUUAGUGAUGCAGGUGAUGACACCAUGACAGGAGAUGGGGGAGAAUAUCUGAGACCUGAAGAUCUGAAGGAACUAGGUGAUGAUUCCUUACCUAGUAGUCAGUUCUUAGAUGGCAUGAACUACCUGAGAUACAGCCUGGAAGGAGGCCGCUCUGACAGUAGUACUAUGCCCAGCCUGCGAUCCUUCAGUUCAGACAGGUCCCGUACACUGAGCCAUACCUCGUACUUGAGGGACAGCACUAUGAUUGAUGACACCGUCAUUAUCCCAAGUCACCAGAUAUCCGCAUUAGCUAAAGAAGGUGAGAGAAAUUCAUAUCGUUUAAGUUGGAGUCCUGAUAAUCUGGACAACAUAACGCUUUCUGCUAGCCCUAUUCAUUCUGGCUGCCUGUCUUCCAAAAAGGAUAUUGGAUCAUUGCUAACAAGCCACACCUCUCCAUAUUUUGACAAUGAAAACAGCAGUUUUCUGGUCAGUUUUAUGGUUGAUGCUCGAGGUGGUGCUAUGCGGGGUUGCAGACACAAUGGGCUUCGAAUCAUUAUUCCACCUCGGAAAUGCAGUGCUCCAACUCGAGUUACUUGCCGGUUGGUCAAACGCCAUAGACUCGCCACAAUGCCUCCAAUGGUGGAAGGAGAUGGUCUUGCCAGUCGCCUUAUUGAAGUUGGGCCUUCUGGUGCUCAAUUUCUUGGUAAACUUCACCUGCCUACGGCUCCUCCCCCACUUAAUGAGGGAGAAAGUUUGGUCAGCCGAAUCCUACAGCUGGGGCCUCCAGGGACCAAAUUUCUUGGGCCUGUGAUUGUUGAAAUCCCUCACUUUGCGGCAUUACGUGGUAAAGAAAGAGAGCUGGUGAUUUUGCGUAGUGAGAAUGGGGACAACUGGAAAGAACAUUUCUGUGAAUUUACAGAAGAUGAGUUAAAUGAAAUACUAAAUGGAAUGGAUGAAGUGCUUGACACCCCAGAAGAGCUGGAGAAGAAGCGUAUUUGCCGUAUUAUCACCCGAGAUUUCCCACAGUACUUUGCAGUGGUGUCCCGGAUUAAACAAGACAGUAACCUCAUUGGCCCUGAGGGUGGUGUACUAAGCAGUACUGUAGUACCACAAGUGCAAGCAGUCUUUCCAGAGGGAGCAUUAACUAAGAGAAUUCGUGUUGGUCUUCAGGCCCAACCUAUGCACAGUGAACUUAUAAAGAAAUUUUUAGGCAAUAAAGCCACAUUCAGUCCUAUUGUCACAUUGGAACCUAGGCGAAGAAAAUUCCAUAAGCCAAUAACUAUGACUAUUCCUGUUCCGAAAGCUUCCAGUGAUAUGAUGAUAAAUGGUUAUGGAGGUGAGACUCCUACUCUAAGACUACUAUGCAGCAUAACAGGUGGAACAACACCUGCUCAGUGGGAAGACAUAACAGGAACAACACCAUUAACAUAUGUAAAUGAAUGUGUUUCCUUCACCACAAACGUGUCUGCCAGAUUUUGGUUGAUAGAUUGUCGACAGAUACAGGAAUCUGUAGCAUUUGCUUCCCAAGUAUAUAGAGAAAUUAUAUGUGUACCUUACAUGGCCAAAUUUGUAGUGUUUGCUAAAUCUCAAGAUCCCAUAGAAGCCCGACUAAGAUGUUUCUGCAUGACCGAUGAUAAAGUGGAUAAAACACUAGAGCAACAAGAAAACUUUGCUGAAGUUGCUCGAAGCAGGGAUGUAGAGGUAUUAGAAGGAAAACCUAUAUUUGUGGACUGCUUUGGGAAUUUAGUACCAUUAACAAAGAGUGGCCAACAUCACAUAUUCAGUUUUUAUGCCUUCAAAGAAAACAGACUUCCAUUGUUUGUCAAGGUUCGGGAUACAACACAAGAACCUUGUGGACGUCUAUCAUUUAUGAAAGAGCCUAAAUCUUCAAGAGGUCUGGUACAUCAAGCUAUCUGCAAUCUGAAUAUCACAUUACCAGUAUACACAAAGGAAUCAGAAUCAGAUCAAGAACAGGAAGAAGAGACUGACAUGACAUCAGAAAAACAUGAUGACGAAACAGAAUCUACAGAAACAUCUGUCCUGAAAAGCCAUCUUGUCAAUGAUGUUCCUGUCCUAGCAAGUCCAGAUUUGCUGUCUGAAGUCUCUGAGAUGAAACAAGAUUUGAUAAAAAUGACUGUAAUUUUGACAACAGAUUCUUCUGAAAAAACAGAUUCUGUUAAAGUAAAAGACCUUACAAAAGCUGCUGAUGAAGAGCCUGGAGAACCAUUUGAAAUUGUGGAAAGAGUUAAAGAAGACUUGGAAAAAGUGAAUGAAAUUCUAAGAAGUGGGAGCUGCCCCAAAGAAAAGCCAGCUUUGCAGAGAUCUGCUUCUGGAAAAAAGUUGGUGGAAGGAGAUUGGGUUCUUUUAAGUGAUGAAGAAAUUGAAGAGGCCAAGCAAAAUGUUCCUUUGGAAGUUUGUGAGCCUAUUUGUGUAGAAAAUAGAAUAGGCAAAGAAAAAUCAAAGAAAGAAACAAAAGAUAUGACAGGAAUGGUUGAUUAUCUCAGUGAGGAUCUAAACCUUUAUGUGUCUUUGAAUGAAAUGCAGCCGCAGACAUUUCGAGAAGACAUAGUAGAAGAAAGAUUUGAAGCUGUUGUUGUAAGCAGGGGUUCUGAAGCAGACAAAAAAGACAAAAAGAUGCAAGAUCAAUGCAAACCUACCUUGGAAAUUAAAAAACCUGUUAGAAAGAAAUUAAAAGAUAAAUUAAAUCUAAAGGUUGAAGAAACCCAAGGAAAGGAUAAGUCUUUAGGGCUAAACAAAUUCAGUUCAGAGGAAUCUUUAGAUGAAGAGCAACUAUUAUCUACUGCAGAGCUUGUGAAAGAUACUGCUGUGUCUCCAGUUAUAGAAGAAACCCCUAUUGGGUCAAUUAAAGAUAAAGUGAAAGCUCUUCAGAAGCGAGUAGAAGAUGAACAGAAAGGACGUUCAAAGUUGCCAGUUCGACUCCAAGGAAAAGAGGGAUCCGAGAAGCCUGUUACAAAGCCAUCGCAAACUAAAAAGAUUAUUUGUAAAACAAAACCUCCAGGUUCUCUCUCUUCCACAAAGACUUCAGCUUCUCCAUCAGCCACAAAGAUUCCACCUUCUCCAAAGACUUCUGCUGCUUCUUCCUCUUCUUCUAAACUGUCAUCUCCUUCUACUAAGAAGCCAGCUGUUUCUCCUACCACAAAAAAGCCAGCUCUUUCUCCCACAUCAAGGAAGCCACCAGUUUCUCCCACAGUUAAAAAGCCAUCAGUUUCUCCCACAGCUAAAAAGCCUCCUAUUUCUCCUACAUGUAAGAAGUCUUCUGUGUCACCAUCUCCCAAAACAGAAAGAAUUGAAGAGACUAUGUCUGUUCGUGAACUAAUGAAAGCUUUCCAGUCAGGUCAAGACCCAUCAAAGCAUAAAGCUGGACUUUUUGAGCAUAAGUCUAUAAAGCAGAAACAACAGGAUUCAGACAAAGUGACAACUAAAAAAGGAGCUACUCAAGCAGAAAGUGAAAAGAAGCUAACGUCAACCUCUAGAGACACACAUCAAAAAGACAGUCCUAAAAGCAAAAAGAACCAGGAACCUCAGACAGAGGUAGGUUUGCAAUCUAAAAAAAUCACACAGAGUAUACCUCGUAUAACCUUGAAGAAAGAUUUAAUCACAAAAUCACAGAGUGACAGCAAAAAAGAACCUCCUGUCAUUGUUGAAGAAAAAUCCAAAGAUGUAGCCCUGAUAUUUGAUGACCAAGGGGAUACUGAGCUUCAGAUUAGUCCGGACAGAAAGACAUCAACUGAUUUUUCUGAUGUCAUAAAAGAAGAGCUGGAAGACAAUGAUAAAUACCAACAGUUGCGGCAUAUUUCAAUUACAGAGGAAGGUGAGCUUCACUUAGAUCAAGUUCUAACCAGUCCAUUCAAUAUUACAUUUCCAUCAGAAUAUAUGAAAGAUGGGUAUUUGCCCACACUCUCCUUGCAAAGUGGUGCUUUGGAUGGCAGCUCAGAAAGUCUUAAACAUGAAGGCAUAGCAGAUUCUCCAAUUGGUAGCCUGCUUGAUGGAACUCCCCAGAACAGUUCUGAGGAAAGUUAUAAGCAUGAGGGCUUGGCAGAAACUCCAGAAACAAGCCCCGAAAGCCUUUCAUCAAAGAAAACAGAAGCUGCUGACCAGAUGGAAGAAACUAUAUUAGCCAGUGCAGUGCAGAGGACAUCAGAAACACAUUCACCAAGGGGGCUUUCUCCAACAGAAAAGGAAAUUACUGUUUGUGACAAAGACCUAAAAGAUAUGACAGAAACCACAGAAUCCCAUACCCAUCAUAUGUCAGAAGAACAUUCCAAAGGCCUAGAUUUUAGUUCAACUCUGAUUGAUAAAGAUGCUCUCCAUGAUAAGUCAUCAGUGCUGCCAGAUCAAAGACAUUUUACUAAAUUAGAUGAACAAAAUGAUUCUUUUAUUGAAAAAGAUGAGGAUACAUCCUUUGAGCCAUAUACCAUUAGCAGAGGACUAGAGCUUUCAUUUCCUAGCCAUGAGGGAGAAGGUCUUAGUCCUGCUGCAGAUGAAUCCAUAGCUAUAAGUCAUAAAGAUUCAUUGGAAGCAAGCCCAGUGUUGGAAGAUAAUUCUUCACGUAAAACACCUGAUUCACUUGAGCCUAGUCCAACCAAAGAAUCUCCCUGUCGUGAUUCUCUGGAAAGUAGUCCUGUAGAACAGAAAUCAAAACCUGGUUUCCUUCCAGGUCCUGGUCCAAUUCAGGCUACCCCUGCUAAAGCUGAAAACUUCCCAGAACUAGCCCCUGUACGGUCUAGACUCUUACGUGAUCCUGAUGGAAGCGCCGAAGAUGACAGUUUAGAACAAACAUCUCUUUUGGAGAGCUCAGGAAAAAGUCCUCUUUCACCUGAGACUCCUAGCUCUGAAGAAAUUAGUUAUGAAAUCACACCCAAAAUAGCUGAAUCACAGAUUCUUGCAAAUAUACCCAAGUCUGCAGUAAUUCCUGAGGUUAAUGAAGAGCCAGAAGAUGAUUCAGAAGAUGAACCAAAGAAAAGAUUCACUCCAGAAGAGGAGAUGUUUAAAAUGGUGGCCAAAAUUAAGAUGUUUGAUGAGCUGGAACAGGAAGCAAAACAGAAGAGGGAUUAUAGAAAGGAUUUCAAACAAGAUGAUAUUAUUUCAGUUUCUGAUUUGGAAGAUGCUUCUGAAACUAAAAGGUUAUCUUCAACAACUCUAGAAGAUAAUACUUUAUCUACAGUAGUGACUUCUGGAGUUGUAUCUAGAAAGAGCUCUUCGUCCUCAGAAAGUGAGCCAGAAUUAACAAAGCUGAAAAAAGAAGCUGAUUCUGGGCUGUUAAUGGAACCUACAAUGAGACUGCAACCUUCUUCAUCUCAUCUUUCCAUCAUGGAUUCCAGUUCCAGUCCUGAAGAGACAGGAUUUCAGCCUAUUGAGUCUAAGCAGCAAGCAUUUAGUACUGAGGAGGAUAAUACAGAAUCUGAUAAACCAACUGAGGAAACCAAAAUGUCGUGUGAUACUUCACUUGCUUCUGAUGCCAGCAUCAUAGCACAGGCUAGCGAAUCAAAGUGUUAUAAUACAGAUGAGAGUGACACAGUUAGCCCUAAUGGCCCUAUGAUGCCACCUGAGGAAUCUUUCUACCAUUCUGCUGAUGAUGAUGCUCAAAAAAUAAUUGAGUUAUAUGAAACUUCAGUGGCAUCAUACCAGCAGGAUGAUUCUUUAAAAGAUAAUGUAGUAUCUGAAGGGGUGCUACCAAAUGACUUAAUUACUAUGGGAGGAACUUCAGAGGGCUCCUGUAUACCUGGGACUUCUCAUUGCUGUGUUUCACAAAAUAAUGUAUUGGCUACUAAUGUUUCGCCUGACCACUCUCCUUUGGCUGGAACAGAUCACAGGUUAGAGAUGACAGACAGGGCUUUUUCUAGCAUAGAGCAUGCCAUAAAAUACUCACCUCCAACAACCCCAAAAAGUAUGUAUGAAAGUGAUAUAGAAGAAUUUGGCAAAAGUAGUGCUUUGCCUAUAACAAGCCCUUAUGAAAAUGUCCCUUCACAACAUUUUUUUACUAAUGAUGAAAUUAGUCCAGAAAUUGAUUUAAAAACAAGAAUAGAUCAGUCACCUGAGGAAGAUUAUUCUGAUAAAGAAAAAAAUAAAAUGGCUGAAGAUACAAGAAUGAAUUCUCUUUAUAGAACACUAUCAGAAGGUUCUGAAGUUCAGGUCCCAGAAAGUGUCUGUAUGGAGAUAGCAUCCAAGGAAAUGGACAGUUUUCAGAAAAGAUCAGCUUCGGAAUCUUCAGCAUCAGCCUCUACAUCACUAGAUGAAACUGCUCUACAAGGUAUCAGGGAUGAAGCUGAAAAAAUAAUUAGCCAAGUAAUUAUAACUAGGACAGAUGUGGAUUCUGACAAGUGGAGUCAAAUUCGUGAAGAUGAUGAUGCUUUUGAGGCUAGGGUGAAGGAGGAAGAACAAAAAAUAUUUGGCUUAAUGGUAGACAGGAGAUCACAAGGCACCACACCUGAUACAACACCAGCCAGAACACCUACUGAAGAUGGGACUCCUUCCAGUGAACCAAAUCCCUUUCUUUUCCAGGAAGGAAAAUUAUUUGAAAUGACAAGGAGUGGUGCCAUUGAUAUGACUAAAAGGAAUUAUUCUGAUGAAAGCUUAGACUUUUUCCAGAUGGGAGAGACAUCUCAGGAAGAAGUGUCAUUAUCUGAAGAAAUGAGAGAAGCCGAAGGCCUAGAAUGCUUCCCUGAAGAACAAUCUUUGAUUUCCACUGCAUCUUCAGAAUUUAAUAAAACAGAAACAGCUAUGAAAAGUUCCCUUAUAUCUGUAUCAGGGGAUGAGGCCACUGCUUUAUAUAGUACAAAAGAAGAUGUUAAAUCUAGAAUUCCUAUUAAAAUGGGUAUUUCAGCCUCUUCAAAAUCAUCAGAGAAAGAAACAACAGCUUCUGAUCAUGACCUCCCCUCUAGUGAUACAUUUGAUAGCUCCCAGAUGCCUUAUCCUAGCUCUCCUGAGCAGACAGUGAUUGAUGUACACUUAAAUUUUUCCACAAUCACUAGGUCUGUUUGUGUUGAAAAAGAAGAUGAUUCCCCAGAUUCCUCCCCAGAGGAGCAGAAAUCUGUGAUUGAAAUCCCUACAGCUGCCAUGGAGACUGUGCCUUCUAUUGAAAGCAAAUCCAAAAUCCCCAUUAGGACUACUCCAGCUACAUUUCCAUCAUCAGAUAAGUCAGAAGCUGAGAGCCUUCCUUCAGUUGACUUCACAGACAACCUGGAAGAACCACAGGAUGAUGCUUCCAAACCAAAAUCUAAAAUUCCAAUUAAGGCAAUUUUUCAAAGAGGUGAGCAAGAAUCAUCAGAGACAGAAACACUUGCCUGGCAGUCAGAAUCAUCUACAGUUCCUGAUGUAACCUGCAAAGUACCUAUGAAACAAGACAUUAGGAGCAAAUCUGAAUCUGAUGCCAGUGCCUCCAUAGACUCAAAAGCUAAGCUUUCGGUCAAAGCUAGAAGUUACACUGAGGCAGAAGCAGAGACCAGAGACAGGGUGGGUGAGAUGAAGCUUGAACUAGAAUCAGAUGAGUUGAUGACUGCCCGACCAAAGAUAUGUUCUUCACGAUUACCUGUUAAGAGCAGAAGUGCCUCAGCUUCCCGAAAUGCUGUUAGUCCCUCAAAAGAAAGUAAGGAACAUUUUUUUGACCUUUACAAAAACUCUAUAGAAUUCUUUGAGGAGAUUAGCGAUGAAGCUUCCAAGUUAGUCGAUAGACUUACACAAUCAGAGAGAGAACAAGAAUUAGUUUCAGAUGAUGAAAGUAGUAGUGCCCUAGAAGUUUCAGUUAUUGAAAAUGUGCCAUCCAUUGAAACCCAGCAGUCACUUGCCGAGGACAUCUUUGACACCAGGCCCAUUUGGGAUGAGUCUAUUGAGACUCUGAUUGAACGUAUUCCUGAUGAAAAUGUCCCUGAUCAUGUUGAAGAACCACAAGAUGAUCAGGAAAGAAUAGAAGAAAGACUAGCACAUAUUGCUGAUCAUCUUGGAUUCAGCUGGACAGAGCUAGCAAGAGAACUGGAUUUCACUGAAGAACAAAUUCAUCAAAUUCGAAUUGAGAAUCCUAAUUCCCUUCAGGAUCAGAGUCAUGCAUUACUGAAAUAUUGGCUGGAAAGAGAUGAAAAACAUGCCACUGAUUCAGGUCUCACAGAGUGUCUUAAAAAAAUUAAUCGAAUGGAUAUUGUUCAUCUAAUGGAAAGUAGCAUGGAAAUGUCCCGAGAUCAUGGCCACACCUAUGCAGAAAUUGAACAGACAAUGGUACUGGAUCACAGUGAAGGAUUCUCUGCACUUCAUGAAGAUCUAUGCAGCACAAAAGAUAAAAAAGAAGAAUAUUCCUUUUCUAAAGACAGUGAGCCAUCAGAUCAUCCCCCCCUUGUUUCAGAAGAAGACCUUUCUCUCAGUUGUUCACUCUUGCAUGAAGGCACAUCUAAGGCUGAGGCAGAAGUAUCUAUGGUAGAACUACUGCACCAAAUACAGAAAGAUCAUGUGAAAGCUGAAUUCUCAGGGAAGCCUCAUGAACUGACAGAAGAUUUACCUACUACACAGGAAUAUGUUAUCACAACUUCUGGAGCAGAUUUGACACAAGUGCCCCAAAGUGUGAAAACAGCCAGCAUUGCCAGUGACAAGUCUGGGGAUUCCACCACAGGAUGUGAAGACCUUGAAAGGCCACCAUUUCAUACUUCAGCAUCUAGUGAUCAAACUGAUUCCCCCAUUGUGGAAGAACCUGAAGACCAUCACUUUCAGCAAGAAGAUACACAUCCAAGGAAAAACAGCCUGGUAAUUGUUGAAACCAUUGAUGAACAGCCUGAAGAAUUAGAAAGACAUGAAGAAGAAUUGUUAGAAAAAGAGCUAGCAGAGGAAUUAGGUGAGCUGGAGGUCAGCUCAGAUGAGGAAGAGAUGGUAACUACCAGGGUCGUCCGCCGCCGGGUAAUUAUUCAGGCUGAUGAUGUGCCUGAAAUACCACCGGAAGCUGUAACGGAGGAACAGUAUGUGGAUGAACAUGGCCAUAUUGUGGUGAAGAAGGUCACUAGGAAAAUCAUCAGGCGAUUCGUUUUACCAGAUGGCACAGAAAAAGAAGAAGUGGUGAUGCAGGGAGAGCCCCAAGAUCCUGUCACAGUGGAAGAGGGAGACAGUUACUCCAAAGUCAUAAAGCGGGUGGUGUUGAAGAGUGAAAGUGAACAAUCAGAGGUGACCUUUUCUGAGCCAAGUGUAUUACCAAGUGCCUCAGAAUUCCAGGCUGAACCAGUAGAAGGCCGCAAGGUCAGCAAAGUUAUAAAAACUACUUUAGUGCAUGGGGAGAGAAUGGAAAAACAUCAUGGAGAUUCUAGUUUAGCAGUGAAUCUUCCAUCAGCCAAAGAUGACUUCGAAGAGGCCCUGAAUUACAUAGGUAACAAAGUGAAAAUUGAAGUCCCCCCAUUAGUAGAGAAAGAGGUCAUGAAAGAGGAUGGGUCGCUUAUUAAAAGGACAACAAUGAGUAAAGCUAGUACACAGAAGAGGACUGUGGUUAAGGAUCAGUAUGGAAACCGGAUUCAUGUGGAGCUGCUAGAGGACACACCAGAAGCGUUACCCCAGGAUGACCUUCAGCAUGACCUUCAGCAAUUAUUAAGGCAUUUCUGCAAAGAUGAGCAGAAGAAAGAGGCCAAAUGAGAUGCUGCUAAAUCUCACCCAUAGACCACCACGCAUAUCCAUUAACUGUCCAGCUUUAUCCAACUUUCUUUUAUCAUAGGUAUUAUUAUUUAACAUAAUCAUCAGGGAACACUGCUGUUUCUACUUUGAGCAUAUAGGGCAGGUUUUCCAUUUCAUUUUCUUUGUUUCUAAAUAUCUGUAAACUAAUUUGUGACCAAAGAUCACAUCCUUCAUUCUGGAUGGUUUUAUCUACUAAGUCAUAGACUUUGUGCUUUCCUGAUUGUCUGUCAACCUUGGCAUUUUUAUUGUUCUUUGUUUUUGCAUCAGAUCCAUAGACACAUAAGUUUCUUCCACAGGCCUCUUGAAAUGACAGUGUACAUGUGUGUUUUUUUAAGAUUAUUAACUUUAAACUGUAAAUAAAGAAAAUAUGUGGAUUCACAAGACGGAAAGAAAGAAGCACUGCCUAUUGCAAAUACUUUUAGCAUCAGGACUAUAAGGUUCGUUGAAGAAUAAUUCAUGUAAUAUUGCUAACAUAAUGCAUUACAGCUAGGACAUGGCUCUAUAAAGAUCGAAGCAAAUCAAUCCUCCUGUGUUCAUAGCACUUCCAGUGUAAUAAAUUACUUGACUAAAAAGAAUCAGAACAAAGCCUCAAAUUUCAGCUGUUUCCCUUACAAGACAGUUGAUUGCAGCCAUUACUGCUUCUUUGCUUCCUGGGAAAGCCACUUCAAGAUUUCCUGAAGAAAAAUAUACCCAGUUAGAUAUAAUGUGCUAGCACCUGUAUCUGUGGCACUUUUGCAUACUGUAUUUAAAUCUUUUAAAUCAGGGACAUGAAAUGGGUGCAUUCAAUAAUUCUGAUUUCUAUACUGUUUUGAUCACUCCUUUAACAAACCACACUGUCUUAGAAGUGGUUGUUUAUGCUGUCCACUACACUAUAGACAUUUUGAAGGAGGAAAAGAAACCUUUACUUUUCAGUAAAAAUUGAUUUAUCACAUUCUGUCAAGAUUGUCUCUUAAUAUGGAACAUGCAUGUGGCAUUGAAGUAUAAAAACAUGACCUUUCUAUAAUCAUGCCAAUUGCUUCUCAUCCUUCCUAGCACUGAGCAAACAGAUAUUACCAUCGUGUUUGAGGUUUUUCUCUGGAGUUUUAGUUAUAAGGAGACAGGAAUCCACCAAGCAUUUGUUUAGUUUUUUUUCUUGCUAUUUUAUUUAUAGUCCUUAACCACUUUUCAAGCAUUAUUCAUGUAAAUGUCUGCACUUUGAUUUUCCAAGAAUGCAUAUAUGACCCUGGAAUUAUUUUGUGAUCUGUACCUAAUUCUAAUAGUGAUCUGAAGCUCUGUAGCAUUUUAACAUAUAUAUGUAAUUAGAUAUAUAUAUAUAUAUAUAUAUAUACAUAUAAUAUAUAUACAUAUAUUAUAUGAAAUGAUAUACAUUUUGAGUCAGUUGUUUGAUAAACACAAAGCAUAUUCAGCAAUUAUGAGUCAGGACCUCUAGGGCUGAAUAUUUUUCAAAACCCUGCUAGCCUUUGUUUCUUUAAACAAAACAACCCCACUCAGUGCUCAGAAUAUUGAAAAUAAAUGUUACAAAUUGCACCUCCUAAUUAAGCAACAAUGCCAAGAGAAAAGAAACCUUUAAGGAGGUUUUGGUUUCCUGGUUUAAAAACAAAAACCUACUCAGUGCCAUAACAAAUUUGUUUUGUUGGCAAAGCAGCACUUAAUGACUGCCAAAAUGAAAGGAGACCUUAUUGCAGGACACACAAUAGCUCAUUUCUCAUUGUCAAGAACAUCACUGUUUAACCUUCAAGACGGGCUCUACAAGAAAUGCAUUUCUGUUGUGUUAUUUGAUGAUGUUCUGUGUAACAGCAUAAUGGCUAUUCUCCUUUUUUCAGUUUUGAAUUUUUGCUGUGUUAUCAGAGAACUUGAAUACUGUGAGAAGGUGAUUUUAAGUUGAUAAAUCGGCAUCUUGUUCCCAUGGUGAUAACACUUAACUGAAUAUAUCUAUGAGGGCAUGUAUUAAAGAUGUAAAACAAACAACAGCACUAACAAUACAUAGCUGCAAUGUGUACAAUGGCUGAUUUAAUUAAAUAAAAAUGUAAAAGUGUUAAAUGUA